Diceros bicornis minor is the source of this 2216-nucleotide messenger RNA. It is a transcript of the gene TAPBPL, whose product is annotated as TAP binding protein like. NCBI's taxonomy places the organism in Eukaryota, Metazoa, Chordata, Mammalia, Perissodactyla, Rhinocerotidae. The record is from RefSeq and is a predicted model, not a curated record. Bases 201 to 1544 code for a protein of 447 amino acids. The transcript has 7 exons.
AUGGCUUCACCCAGAGGCAAAGGCAGCCGCGGUGACAUUGCCCCAAAGUGAAAGCGAAAGUAGGCCGAGGACAGAAGAGAAAGCGACAAGCUGUGGGGCAGCAAGGGCUGUUGGAGAGCCCCUCUUUCCCAGCCGGGCCCUUGCAAGCGGGGAGGCUGCGGAGAAGGGGGUGGCUGAGGAGGGGCCGGGGAGCAGCCCCCAUGGGCGCGGAGGGCUGGUGCCUGCUGCUCUGCUUGGCCCUCUCCGCGGCGGCGCCCGCAGACAGGCAGUGGCGGGCAGUGGAUGUGGUCUUAGACUGCUUCUUGGUGGAGGAAAGUGGGCAGCGUGGAGUUUUUGCCAGCAGUGGGAACAUGGUGAAGGCCUUGCUCGUGCUGAGGCAGGUGCCAGUGCUGGAUGAUGGCUCCCUGGAAGGCUUCACGGAUUUCCAAGGGGGCACACUGGCCAAAGAUGACCCACCUGUUACCUUCGAGGCCUCAGUGAACCUGGUACAGAUCCCCCAAGCCAAGGCCUUGCUCCAUGCUGACUGCAGCGGGAAGGAGGUGACCUGUGAGAUCUCCCACUAUUUUCUCCAGGCCAGACAAGAGGCCACUGUUGAGACAGCAGCUUGGUUCAUCACCAACGUGCAGGUGUCUGGAGGGGGACCUAGUGUCUCCAUGGUGAUGAAGACUCUCAGGGAUGCUGAGAAUGCGGCUGUCUUGCACCCCAAGCUGAACCUGCCCUUGAGCCCCCAGGGGACUGUGCAGACUGCAGUUGAGUUCCAGGUGACAACACGGACCCCGUCCCUGAAUUUCCUGCUGGGGUCCUCAGCCUCCUUGCACUGUGGCUUUUCCCGGGCCCCAGGACUGGACCUCGCCAGCGUGGAGUGGCGGCUGCAGCAUAAGGGCAGUGGCCAGUUGGUGUACAGCUGGACUGAGGGGCAGGGGCAGGCCAAGCGAGAGGGCGCUACCCUGGAGCCUGAGCAGCAACUCAUGGCCGGAGACGCCUCCCUCACCCUACCCAGCCUCACCCUGCAGGACGAGGGGGCCUACAUUUGCCUGAUCACCACCACUCUGUACCAAGCUCAACAAAUCAUCCAGCUCCACGUCCAAGCUUCCCCCAAAGUACGACUAAGCUUGGCAAACAAAGCUCUGACACCCACUCUCAUCUGCAUCGUCACUGGCUAUUAUCCUCUGGAUGUGGCUGUGACGUGGACCCGAGAGGAGCCAGGUGGAGCCCCCGUCCCAGUCUCUGGUGCUUCCUUCUCCAGCCUCCGACAAAGCACAGCAGGCACCUAUAGCGUCUCCUCCUCCCUGAUGGCAGAACCUGGCUCUGCAGGCGCCACCUACACCUGCCAGGUCACCCACAUCUCCUUGGAGGAGCCCCUUGAGGCCAGCACCUGGGUUGCCCCACCAGAGAAGAGGAUGGCCUUUGGAGUCCUUUUUGCCAGCAGCCUCUUCCUUCUUGCACUGUUGUUCCUGGGGCUUCAGAUAUGGCAAGCUACCUCACUAAGAUCUGAGGCCCUCUUGGCAGCCACUCUCCUACCUCAGAGUAAAAAGGAAGAAUAGUCACGUUCUCCCAGAAGGACUCUAAACCAAGUCCCAGAGCUCAAAAAGGCCACAAGAAAGGCAGGAAGGAGGUGCAGAUCAUGGGGCACUGGCUGUGGGCCUCUGCCUUCCCGCAUCGUGUCCCUGGGCUGACCCCCAAGGGAGAAGACAUGAAGACGUGAGAGGGCGGCAGGAAGGCAGGAUGUCCGGGUGGAGAUUAAAACAUGAGCCAGAUUUGAGGUGCAACGGUAGGAAAGGAAAACGGGAAGAAAUCAAGAAAGGAGCAAGUGAGGGACAGUGGGGCAAAUGGGUAGGGGGUGGGCCACCGCACCCAAAUAUUGAAGCUGUCCAAAUAAAAGCCCCUUGUGGCCUCAGAGACAAAGCUUUUCCACUGUCCUGUCUUUCCCCACACUGGAGCCAGCUGAGCCCCGCCCCCAAGCCUAGCCACUCCAACUUGCAAGGUGUUCACGGUGUGAAACGAAGGCCCUCAGAGGCAGCCCUGGGGCUCCCUCUCAGUUGCUCUGUGUAACCUUGAGCUGCAGUUAAGGUUCUCCCUUAGACAGGUGUUGAGUAUUUCAGGAUACCUACAGACUCCUCACUCCCUGAGCUGCAGGGAAGAGAUUUCUCUGCUUGUUCAUUUCUAAAAUGUGCCUGGUCAGGCCGGCCCCAUGGCUUAGCGGUUAAGUGCGUGCG